Messenger RNA from Prunus armeniaca (apricot), 864 nucleotides. The record is from the annotation of a GenBank genome assembly. NCBI's taxonomy places the organism in Eukaryota, Viridiplantae, Streptophyta, Magnoliopsida, Rosales, Rosaceae.
AUGUUAGCUAUUUCAAGAAUGAAGGCCCUCAUCUCCGCCACAACGUUCUCAACCUACUCCGUUCCUCACAUCUCCAAGACCACACCUUUGGCCCUCUCAUCUUUAGCCUCUAAGUCCUUUUCAUUCAACCCACCAACCCUUUUCCAGAACCCCAAUCUUCUCCUCCCAAAUCCCAAUCUUUUUGUGCCCAAAACCUGCAUUUCUUCAGUUCAGAACCGAUGUAUGCAAAUGGAGACGGCUUCUCGCCAACGGUCCGGUGAGAUUCACGUGAUCGUCGGCCCAAUGUUCGCCGGCAAGACCACGACGCUUCUUCGUAAAGUUCAAUCCGAGAGAGGCGAUGGCAGAAAUGUUGCUAUAAUUAAAUCAAGCAAGGAUACAAGAUAUGGAUUAGAUUCAAUUGUGACGCAUGAUGGGGUCAAGAUGCCGUGUUGGGCGUUAACACAUCUAUCAGCAUUCAAACAAAAGUUGAGCCCUGAUGCAUAUGAUCAGCUAGAUGUAAUUGGUAUUGAUGAAGCCCAAUUCUUUGACGACCUGUAUGAUUUCUGUUCUGAAGCCGCUGAUCAUGAUGGUAAAAAAGUAAUAGUCGCUGGACUAGAUGGUGACUAUUUAAGGAGGAGCUUUGGUUCUGUGCUAGAUAUAAUUCCUCUUGCUGAUUCUGUAACCAAGUUAACAUCUCGAUGUGAACUUUGUGGGAACCGGGCUUUCUUUACAUUAAGAAAGACGGAGGAGAUGCAGACUGAGCUGAUUGGCGGGGCUGAAGUCUACAUGCCUGUCUGCCGGCAGCACUAUGUUGGUGGACAAGUAGCCAUAGAAGCCGCGAGAGUUGUCCUGGAAUCUCAAGUUCAGUGCGGUUCAUAUGCGUAG